Messenger RNA from Lineus longissimus, 2243 nucleotides. RefSeq names its product tetratricopeptide repeat protein 29-like. Gene Ontology annotation, cellular component: cilium. The transcript has 9 exons. The record is from RefSeq and is a predicted model, not a curated record. Bases 124 to 1746 code for a protein of 540 amino acids. Gene Ontology annotation, molecular function: protein binding. Gene Ontology annotation, biological process: cilium movement. Lineage: Eukaryota; Metazoa; Nemertea; Pilidiophora; Heteronemertea; Lineidae.
UGCUAGGCUACUCUACAACACCGGAAGCCAUUUUGCUGACUGCUUGUGUCAAAACUUUCAAUUUAAAAUGGAUUUUGAACACGAAUUGUAGUCUCAUAGGAAGUCAAAACAAAGAGAUAAGUUAUGGCGGCCGCUCUGCCAGCCAUCAGCCGGGGCUCCACACGUGGCAGUCAGCAUUCGUCUAAGUCACCCAUUGUUGUACAAAAUGUCCCAUCACCUCCAAGAACAUCACCACCACAGACUGGUGGACAGAAGUUCUAUCUGAAACCACUGAAAAAAUCACAAGGAAAAAAGGAACGGACACUCCAGAUAAGACGAGAGCAACUUAGAGCUCAGCAACCAUAUCUCACGAAACGAGAAACAGCAGCCUUUCGGAAUAUCUACCUUCACACAUUAUGCUUGGAUAUGUUACAAGAGGGCUUUCACAGGUCAUUCUCAGAACUUUUUGCAUUGAUACGCCAGCAGCAUGCGGCUCGGGAUGCUGCUGGUCCAGAUUCUGCCCUCUGGAAUAGAACACUGCUCGAGGAUGAACAUGAAAAGUUGGAUACUCUAAAAAUACAUUUAACAGGAUCAGAGGAGGCUGGAAGGAAAGAAAACUUUGUGGAUGUGUAUAAUUCACUCUACAAGUUAGCACGAUAUUUCCAACUCACUGGAGAUAAAUGGCUCUCUGAUCAUUUCUUCGAUAAGUGUUUGCAGACAAGUAGUAGUGUGCAGGGCGAUGAGGGUCGAAUGUUAGCCGAAGCUCACUGCAACAUGGGCUUGGCCAUAGAAGAAAGUAAUAACCUCCUCCAGUCUGCAGAGCAGUUUGAAUCAUUUCACGUACUCGUGAAGGGCCGAAGUUGGGAGGAUGUAGGUGGCGAAUCACUCCAUGGCCAGGCCUGUAACCAUCUGACUAGAAUAUACACCGCCAUCGCCAAAAAAUGUGAAAAAGACGAACCAGAGCAGUCAUUAGAGUAUCUAAUAAAGGCCUACAACAUGGCAAAAGAAGGUGGCAACAAAAAAAUGGAAGGUGAAUCAAGCUUUAGACUUGGUCUCGGAUAUGACAAGGUUGGAAAUGCCACAACGGCACUGCUGUACCUGAACAGAUAUUUUGACAUGUGUAAAGCCAUUGAUGAUGAUGCUGGCCUUGGCCUGGCAUGCGAGGCCAUCGCAAAGGCCUACGAGAGACAAGACAAAGUGGAAGAAAGCAUCAAAUAUCUGCAGAUGUUUGUAGAAGUGGCAGAGAAGUCUGGUGAACAGAAGGCUGUCAGUCGAGCAUGUAGCGAUCUCGGUGCUGUUUUCAACUCCUUGAGUCGGUAUGAAGAGGCGUCCGAAUAUUUCACAAAGGCCUACAACAUAUCCCGAUCCCUGAAUGACAAGGAGGCUAUUAGCUCAUCACGUGUCCAGUAUGGUAUUGCGAUCGCUCAUAAGAUGCUGGUGCACGUGUCAAAACAUGUAGAGAGUGCCAACCGUCAAUGUGUAGGCCGCAUGGUUGACUGGAAGAGCUCAAGGAAUGACCAAUUUGAGAAAGAAAUCAAAGCAGACAGUGCAGUGGAAACCCCCAGUCCCAGCGCCCCGGCUCAGUCUGGCCCAAGUGCUGCUGAAAUCAAAGAGGAUGAGAAACAGGGUGGAGACAAUGAACAAGCAACACAGGAGGGUGAGGAGGCACCAGCAGGGAAUGGAGAGGCACCUGCAGAGGCUGGAGAGAUUCCUCAAGAUGGAGAGAAGGUGGCAGAAGAAGGGCAGAACACAGAGGAGCAAGCGUAGGUCUGGGAAGGAGACUUGUAUGGACUGUAAAUAAUUUUCCUAGUGAAUGAGAUAACUUCCACAUUCCAAUAUUCAUGACCUGGCACCCAUGUUUCUUCAUUGUGAGGACAACCAUAACAUUCCAUCACUCAGACUAUUAGUACUACAUGUAAACAUUACACUUUUUGAUGUGGCGCUAAUUUCAGAAAAUGUUCCAAAUCAUCAAUUAAUUGAGAGGAAUCCUAAUCUAGAAUUUCAGACAGCAUCCUGCAAAAUGGCUGCUAAAGCACUUAUUUUUUACAUUUUGAAGAAGCACAAACAUCUAAAGGUGGAAAUAUUUGCUGAUGUCCGAAUUGUCUGUGAUAAUACUAGAACUACAUGGAGAAGUAUUGAAGACAUUUUUGUUCAGGGGUCAACCCAACAUCUGCAGAAAAAGUGUCGUAAAUACGAUAUGUAUGAUAAGUUUACUACUACUGUGUAUGAAUGAACUAAUGAUAAUAAAGCUAUUAGGUUUUGUG